This is a messenger RNA of Dromaius novaehollandiae (emu), 2780 nucleotides long. It is a transcript of the gene SLC7A10, whose product is annotated as solute carrier family 7 member 10. Gene Ontology annotation, cellular component: membrane. Lineage: Eukaryota; Metazoa; Chordata; Aves; Casuariiformes; Dromaiidae. Gene Ontology annotation, biological process: D-alanine transmembrane transport; amino acid transmembrane transport; D-serine transmembrane transport. Gene Ontology annotation, molecular function: neutral L-amino acid transmembrane transporter activity; L-amino acid transmembrane transporter activity. The coding region runs from base 21 to 1553 and encodes 510 amino acids. The record is from RefSeq and is a predicted model, not a curated record. The transcript has 11 exons.
CAGAGCGGCGGCGGGCAGCGAUGGCCGGCGGGGACGGCGAGCGGGGCGGCGAGCAGCGCGGCGCGCCCGGCGGCCCCGCGCGGGUGGCGCUGAAGAAGGAGAUCGGGCUGGUCAGCGCCUGUGCCAUCAUCAUCGGUAACAUUAUUGGUUCUGGAAUCUUUAUUUCACCAAAAGGAGUUUUGGAGCACACUGGCUCGGUGGGACUUGCGCUCAUUAUUUGGGUGCUUGGAGGAGGGAUCGCUGCUCUUGGAUCGUUAUGUUAUGCUGAACUGGGAGUAACUAUCCCUAAAUCAGGAGGGGAUUAUUCCUAUGUCACAGAGAUUUUCGGUGGCUUAGCUGGGUUUUUGCUGCUCUGGAGCGCGGUGCUGAUCAUGUACCCCACCAGCCUGGCCGUCAUUGCGUUGACUUUUUCAAACUACGUCCUGCAGCCCGUGUUCCCGAACUGCAUCCCGCCCUACAACGCCUCCAGGAUCCUCUCCAUGGUGUGUUUAUUACUCCUGACCUGGGUGAACGGCUCCAGCGUGCGGUGGGCAACUCGCAUUCAGGACAUAUUCACCGCGGGAAAGCUGCUAGCCCUGGCCCUUAUCAUCACUGUGGGCUUCAUACAGAUCUUUAAAGGAAACUACGAAGAACUGGCACCAAGCAACGCAUUCAAUUUUUGGAUGACUCCGUCCGUGGGGCAUUUAGCCUUAGCUUUCCUCCAAGGCUCCUUCGCGUUCAGCGGCUGGAACUUCUUGAACUACGUGACAGAGGAAUUAGUUGAUCCCCGCAGGAACCUACCUCGUGCCAUAUUCAUAUCCAUCCCAUUGGUGACAUUUGUGUAUACGUUCACCAACAUUGCAUAUUUCACUGCCAUGUCACCCCAAGAGCUCUUGUCCUCCAACGCUGUGGCGGUAACAUUUGGUGAAAAGUUACUGGGCUAUUUUUCCUGGGUUAUGCCAGUCUCAGUGGCCCUAUCUACAUUUGGAGGAAUAAAUGGAUACCUUUUUACCUCAUCAAGGCUGUGUUUCUCCGGCGCCCGCGAAGGCCACCUGCCCAGCCUGCUCGCCAUGAUCCACGUGGAGCACUGCACGCCCAUCCCGGCCCUGCUCGUCUGCUGUUUGGCCACUCUUAUCAUCAUGCUUGUUGGAGACACGUACACACUCAUUAAUUAUGUGUCGUUCAUUAACUACCUCUGCUACGGAGUGACAAUUAUAGGCCUGAUCGUGUUACGCUGGAAGAAACCCAAGAUCUUCAGACCUAUCAAGGUGAACCUCCUCGUCCCGGCCACUUACCUGGUGUUUUGGGCAUUUCUGUUGAUCUUCAGCUUAUACUCGGAGCCCGUCGUCUGUGGCGUUGGACUCAUUAUCAUUUUAACUGGAGUGCCAGUGUUUUUUCUCGGCGUCUACUGGAGAAACAAACCAAAGUGUGUAAAUAGGCUAAUAGAGUCCAUGACGUGCUGGGGACAGAAGCUGUGUUUUGUGGUCUACCCUCAGGGGGGAGUCGCGGAAGAGGACGACCUGCCUCCCGCCCGCUCGGGGCAGCCGCGGAGCGAGACGGCCGCGAGGAAGUAACGGAGCAUCUCCGAGGCUCGAGCUGCUUCUUGUUUACAUGCUGAUUUUUGCAAAAAAGUUUUUCUGGAAAAAAAAAUGUUUUUAGAGAUCCAAUAGUGAAGCCCAUAAAAUGAGCUACAUCCUUUAUGGCAUCUGUAGCUUUUAGUUUUUCCCUAAAAAAAGAAAAAAAAAGAAAAAAAAGAAAAAUAAAAUAUAAAAUAAGGCGCUGGUUGUUUUUUUCUGACAGCGUACUUGCUCAGCAGGGAAAAGCAGCACAGAGUCAGCCGUGAAAUACUGACCUAGCUGCCAGCAGGGUCUGUCAGAGACGCACAAACCCGGGCAUUGCAUUUCCAAACUAGGGCAGCCUCCCGUCGGGAGAUCCCAGCGGAGAAGCGCAGCGGAAGAGGAGGCGCUGGGCGCCGUGCCAGCACGACGGCUCCCGGCGCUGCCCCUGGCGGGCCGAACCCCAGCCAGCACGUGCGGUUUCAGAGGUACGGUCUGAGCGAGCACGUCUCCACAUAUUUCAAAGAGCAAAAUCACAGCUAGUCUAAGCACCUGCGACCUGAGUUGCUGAAGCAGGUGCCCCGCUGAACGGGGGGUAAGAAAGACAUACAGCAUCACCGCUCCGAUUGUGCAGCACCACUCGGUGACAUAACCAAAAAAAAUACGAAGUAGUGACAAAAAGUCUCAAAAAAACUCAUUUUCAAAAUUUUUUUGCAGCCAAGGAGCUGGGUUUCUGUAUCAAGAAUUUAGAACCACCUCGCUGCAAUAAGGAGACCCACUGCUACGAACCGAUGCUCAGGACAACGCUGUUGUCCACAGGGCGAAGGAAAGAAAUGUCCAGGGUUUUGUAACAGGUACAGCGGUGGGAACUGGAAGGAAAAAAGGAACAAAGCCUGGCAUAUUUCUCUUUUUUUACUAAUGCGUCAGGUGAUGCUUCACAUUUCUUUGAAGACAAAUCCCACAUUUCAAGUAUGUUCAGUGCAGUAGCAAGCCUAAAUCAUUCUCACAUCAGAUGCUCUUUAGAAGGUGUUUUGCAUAUUUUAUCUGUGGCAAACUGAUAAAAAAAAAUCUAGUUCAUUAGUUAGUUAAUUCAUAGAGAUCUGCUGUUGUAGCCAUGUGGCCAUUUUCAUACCAAAGAAUCUUUUGAAAAUACAAAAUCAUAGACUAGCUCUAGGCAAUAUUUUGAAUAACUACUCUUCUGCUGCAACUUUUGAAAAUACAGACUAUCAAAUUCAGUAGCCUUGG